AUGAUCACCAUGAAUGAAUUGGUGGAUUUGCGUAUGCAACAGCAUAUCGCCCAUGAAAUAUAUCGCCAACAGAUCAUGCAACGUAUACCGGAUCCCUUUCCACCCAUGAUGCACAUACCGAUGCCCCGACAUGUGAUAAUGCCACCACGAGUAACAUUACCCGGUGUCGAUGUCCAAUUGCAAAACGAUGAACUGUGGAAGCAAUUCCAUCAAAUUGGAACGGAAAUGAUUAUAACGAAAAGUGGAAGACGUAUGUUCCCAUCCAUGCGAUUGUCGUUGUCCGGUCUGGAUGAUGACACCAAUUAUUGUGUUCUACUGGAAAUGGUACCAAUUGGUGAUUGCCGCUAUAAAUUCUCUGGGUCACAGUGGGUACCAGCUGGCGGUGCCGAGCCACAGUCACCGCAACGUAUGUACUUGCAUCCGGAUAGUCCGGCCACGGGAUCACAUUGGCAGGCGCAACCGAUUCUCUUCAAUAAAGUGAAAUUGACCAACAACACAUUGGAUAAUAGCGGUCAAAUUGUUUUGGCCAGCAUGCACAAAUACCAACCGAGAAUUCAUGUUAUACGCACUUCUGAUUUGGCACAAAUACCAUGGGCUCCCCAGCAGGCUUUUGUGUUUCCUGAAACAGAAUUUGUUGCGGUCACCGCAUAUCAGAAUGAUCGCAUCACAAAAUUAAAAAUCGACAAUAAUCCCUUUGCCAAGGGCUUUCGUGAAACUGGUCAAUCGCGUUGCAAGCGUAAAAUGUCUUCAUCACCUACUGCCGAUGAGCAAUUGUUGCGGCAGCAGCAUGAAAUCAUGUCGCCAACGAAAUUAUCAUCAUCUUCCUCGUCGGGGUCUACACCACCGUCAACAGCAACGACAAUAACAACAGCCUCAUCAGCAUCCUCGGCAGCAAUCAGUGAGUCGGGAUCAUCAAUUUGUUCGGAUAAACCAGUGACGACGGCAUUCUUUAAUGAUCAUAUCAUUGUGGACAUGGAUGCUGGAGGAACAUCAGCGCAAAUUAAACGAUUACGCUCAAACGAUUUAGCCGCCAUUGCAGCAUUGGAUCCAGCGUUGCAUGGAUCAUUGGAUGCUGGUGGUUGCAUUGCAGCAUCACCGAUGUCUACGCACACCAACAACAACAAUGGCAUGGAAACCAGUUCCAACCACAGUAUGUCAUCACCACUGCCUCUGGAUUAUGUUAACAAUAGUGGCAAUAUUUUUCAACAACAAGCCGCAGCGGCAGCGGUUGCAGCAAUAGCUGCUGGCCACAAUGGUGUCGGUGGUGGUUCAACCUGUAAUGCAACAUCCGUUGCAUUUAUGCAUCAUUUCCAACAAAAUAUGCAGUCGUUGUUACGACCUUCACUGGUCGAUUUAGCAUGUUCCUAUUUUGGCCGUCCCCAGCCCAUGUAUCCGCCACAACAUGCAGACUAUGUUGCCACACAGCAACAACAACAGCAUCAAAUGCACCACCAGCAUCAUGAAUCUCUUUUGGCGGCCGGUUUGGCAGCACAGCAACAACCGAUAUUACCACCAACAGCACCUGUAGCACCACUUCUUCCGCCAUUGCCACAGAAUUUGUCUCUGACAGCCGGGGGCAGUGAUGGUGGUAGUGGAGAAUUGUUGCCAAAUCGUGUUACUGCCAUUAACUCGAAUACCACCUCCGAUUGCAUUACAAACGAUGCCGAUCUUUCCUCAUCCGAUUCAUCAUUAAUACAAGAUGAUGUGACGCUACCAACCACACCAACACCAGUGCCAACGAUGUUCGCUGGCUGUGGAGCUACUGCAGACAACGACAACACCAACAACUCAACCACCGCUGGCAGUGGUUGUGAUGGUGGUUGUCCCUCGACAAAUGAUGCAUUACCCCAAUCGCCGUCAUGCAACAGUGCCCAGUCAAAUCAUCCCGGCCAAAGCAACAACAACAACAGUACCACCAGCAAUGGCAGAAAGAAAGGCUUUAGCAUAUCGGCCAUUUUAGGUGGUGGUAGUUAG
Molecule: messenger RNA, 1974 nt
Organism: Musca vetustissima
Lineage: Eukaryota; Metazoa; Arthropoda; Insecta; Diptera; Muscidae
Product: T-box transcription factor TBX18-like
Exons: 5
Coding region: 1-1974 (657 amino acids)
Biological process (GO): regulation of transcription by RNA polymerase II; heart development; positive regulation of DNA-templated transcription
Cellular component (GO): nucleus
Molecular function (GO): RNA polymerase II cis-regulatory region sequence-specific DNA binding; DNA-binding transcription factor activity, RNA polymerase II-specific
Source: RefSeq, a predicted model, not a curated record